UGCCCACGAGAGAAGAUCCAAGCCUAUUAAAAUUGCAUUUCUUCUCUUCUUGUUCCCCAUGAGGAUGACUAAAGAGGCCAUAUCUCUGCACUCCCUGAACGAGACAUUAAACAGGUCACAAAGGAUUGUAUGUGUUAGUACUACAAGGAGGAACAAGUCAAGGCUCCAUUGUGCUGGGAAGGGGGUAUAGCAAGAUUGGGCAAGGGAAGAAACUAACUACCAGAGUGACAGGGUGGAAAACAGGCUGCAGACAGUGGAGACUCAGUUCAAAGAGCUGAACUCUGCCAUGGAGAAACUGACACAGAAACUGCAGUUUCAGGAUAAAACCCUGGAGAAGCAGAUGGGCGAGGAUGAGUUGUGGAUAUCCUUGCUGGAGGGCAGGUUCACUUCAGUGGAGAUAAAUCUUUUCUACAGCUAUGUCAGUGAAAUGCUUUGCUGCUUGCAUUCCUGUGUCAGAGUGAAGCUGCCAGAUCUGGCGGGAAGCCUCCCCACAUUAGCCUCUGUCAUGAGGCGCAAAGGCAAGAACCAGAGAAUUAGACUGGUGUGGGAAGCAGUGCUGGAGAUGCUGGGGCUGCAAGAAGGAGAUAUCUUAGCUCUAUGCACCUUUUUCAUCAUACAUUGCUCUGAAGCACAGUAUUACCCAGCUAACCAGAGGCAAAAGUACACCAGUGAUAUCAGCACGAUGAUAACCAAGGUGGUGAAGAACCAGAUCCUUCGAGAGAGCCUGCUGUGUGCUGUCCAGGUGGUAGAGAAUGGCAGAGCACAGAGGGAUCCAAAAAAGAUAAUAACCCUUGUCCAAAAAUAACUUAUGUGGCAGAUUUCUUAAACUCCCUUACCCACUUAGGACAAACAAGCUUACAACCUAAACAGGUUCCUACAUAAAGACGCAAUUACAUACCUGUGCAUGUGUAUAUCAACACACAGAUCCAUAUGUACAAAUGCUCUCAACCAUGACACACUAAAGUGUAUCAUGAGUCUGAAAAGCCAGGCAGAUUCCCAGAAUUAAUACAGCAGUCAUAUAAGAUUUUCAUCACCAUCAUGUACACGCGUACAUGCAAAUGUGUAGCCAGAGGCUGCUGGGAGGGACACACAGAUUCUUCUGUUUCUUAGCUAAAAUAUUUUGACACUUGCAUAAUGCUGAAGAGUUAAAAUGCCAACAUUUUCCAGCAUAAAAUCUGCUUUGCUGUACUUUGUAUUCUCAUUGCAUGUCUAUGAAAGCUGUAAACUGUAGUAUGAAACUUAAA
This is a messenger RNA of Malaclemys terrapin pileata, 1244 nucleotides long. It is a transcript of the gene SMCO1, whose product is annotated as single-pass membrane protein with coiled-coil domains 1. The transcript is spliced from 3 exons. The record is from RefSeq and is a predicted model, not a curated record. NCBI's taxonomy places the organism in Eukaryota, Metazoa, Chordata, Testudines, Emydidae. Bases 287 to 805 code for a protein of 172 amino acids.